AUGAGAAAGCUUUGGACACGUAAAGAUAAGCGCAGAAGCUUUGGCUAUGCCCAUGAGAGCGACGCCGAAUCGACCCAUUCUGACAGCCGCCUCGAAGACGAUAAUGCCACCCUUGCCAACGCGUCGAUUGUGGGUUCUACGAUUGCUAGCAUCCCUGAAUCGGGUCAGAACACUGUGACCACUGACAGAACCACGGUAGCCCCGGAGGCUGCUCAGUCCAAAUCUUUGUCUAGUCUCGUGCAGCCAGACUACGACUCUCGUACCACCAUGCAUUCUUGGCUCAAUGUGCUUUCAAACCCACUGAGUGCUAAUGACAUAUCAGAGCUGGCAAUGAGAGUUGUACGCGUUGAAUUGAAGGGCUCGCAUCUUUACCUCCAUAAGGCUAAUGUGAAUGCUAGAUCGUUUCGAGCUACUACCGAACGGUCUUACUCCGCCAGUGGCUCCAGCGAACCACAAACACCGGUUUCUGCUCCUACGGAAACACCACAAGACGCUCAGUCCUAUCCGCAACCUCCUCCUACCCCCAACCCAAACGACAAUUCUCGGUCUCAAACAACUCUCCCACCAAAAUCGGAAACCGCCAUUCUGGAUCAGCCUCAUCUACAAUUCACUUCAAUGGACACCCGCCACCCGGAGUUGGCCUAUAAUGACGAAACCCACGCUUUUCCUCCACACGUUGUCAACGAUGCCGAACCAGUUGCCCAUUUUAUGCUUUUCGAAACUUCGUUGCAGGAUUUGUCCAGCGUAAAUCAAUUAAUUGCAAUUUUACCCUUAUUUCCAAACUUUGCAGACAUCCUUUGCUACAUCCAGUUGUACCUCUCACUCACAAUUGCCCUGCACCACGAAACUGAGACUCGUACGCUGCACAUCACAGAUAGAGUCCUCAAGCUUUUGGCCAACGUUGAGGAAAACUUUAGUGGUUUUCUUCUCAAAUCGGAUAUUGCGCCUCAUAUCCUAAAGAUUAUAGAGUCCCUCUCCGAAUGGGAACCUACCAAUAACAAGGUCUCAGAGUUCAAGAGGGACAUGCUCGCAAAGCAAAAAUUAUUGAUGGAUUUAGUAGAAGCAGCGCCUUCUCAAAAAGUUGAGCUGUCUAAUCCUUUUGCUGAUCUCAACUCAAUAACCUUCAUGAAGGACAUCGAUUUGAUUGAAUUUGCGGCUGUGGUGACAUCGAUCGAUCUCAAAUUUUUCAAAGCAUGGAACUCGAACAUUGACAAGUCGCUUUUGCUAUUUUCCUCACUCAACAACUCCCAUUCUCUGGACUACUUCUACAAGAAGAACACCCUCAUGUUCAAUAACGACACUCAUAUUCAUUACUUAUCCCGUUUAUUCAUAAACCACUUGUUUAUCGAGGGUACAUCUCCAGGGAUUUCGACCAGUGCCCUCAGCUUUGAAAAGAAAGCCCGAUUAAUUGAGAAGUGGAUCGACCUCGGAUGUCUUUUAGACAAGCUCGGUAAUAUGUCAUCCUGGUUGGGCAUUUCUUCCAUCAUACUCUCGCAGCCCAUAUUGAGAUUAACAAAAAUUUGGUCGCUUGUGUCUCCUGAUUAUAUCAAGUUGUUGAAAAAUGAUUGGUCUCCUGUUCUCUUUGAAUUGGAUAGGCGUCACUUGGCUAAUGGCUUAGUAAAGGCUAACACUUCGGGUCAAACGUCAAAUGGAAAAGAAGAGUCCAACCCUCGAGAGUCGUACCACAUCAUGGCUCCUAGAGGAAUUGGAAAGAUUUACCCUAAGGAACGAGUGAUUCCUUACUUUGGUGAUUUGGUUAUUCAAAAUGCGGUGCCCAAUGUAACCGAAUUGGAGUCGAUUUGGAAACGUAUCAACUACUCCUUCAACAGGUGGAAUGAGUAUUUGACCAAUUUGAACAACUAUAACGAAAUCAUCAGAUAUAAUGACGAUGUCAUCAGAAGGUAUGAUAGCAUGGGAUUCAUCUUCUCCAACGAAAGCUUGAAUCAAGUGCUUUACCUUGGAGUCAAUAACGAUGAAAGAUCGACGCCAAGUUUUGAUGAAGUUUCGCAUAUUCCUCCCACCACCAAAUCUUAUGAAAACCCAUCGCUUGAAAAGAAAUUGUGGAGAUUAAUUGACAUUAAUUGUGAGUCGAUCGGUCUUGAUAAGCUAAUGAAGUUGUCCUUGGUAUUAGAACCGGACCUUCCAGAAGCGUACCUAGAAUCAGAGACCAUGGCCUCGAGUCCCUUGAAUUUGAAACAUCAAAACAACAGCUCCUUAACCGUACAGUCUACGGACUCUGCUACCACCUUGCAUUCAUUCGAUUUGGGUAAUAAGAUCCCUCAAUUCAAUAAUGAGUACUUUAAGUUGAAGUUAUCUCGUUAUGACGAACUCGUUCAAGAAGACGAUGAAGGAAGGCUAGCAAGUGAAGGACGUACUUCGACUGAUACGUCUAAUAUUGUCGUUGAUGACCUGUUGGUGUUUCGUGCUGAUGAUAUGAUCCCUGACUUUGAAAGUUCUAUGGUUAACUCGAGCACAUUCAAUGCUUUUGACGAUGUCGUGGAAAAUGUCGAUGACGAAGAUGAUGACGCCGGUUUAGGCAUUGACGUUGAUGUAAUACUCAAUUCUGAAAAAUUUAGAAACUUCUCCAUAGAAGACGAUCUGGAAGGAUCCAAAAAGAACCGGUACGAAAGGCGAAAAACUCACCAAAGCGGGGAUACUGAAGGGGAUCUGACUAAUGCCAUUCCGGUUAUGAAUUUCAUUCCCAAGUAUGCCACCAUCGAUAGACUCAUUGAUAUUCUUCUUCUUGAUGCUAAAUAUUUUGAGGAAUCGUUGGUAAUCGAUUUGACUGAGUAUCGAUUCGUCUUUCUUCUCAACUAUAACUCGUUCAUUACAACAAAGGAGUUAUUGGAGAAGCUUGCUCAUCGUUUCAUAAAUUCAGGCAAUGCGGUCAUUUCGGUCAUGCAACGGGCACAUGCUUUAAAGACAGGUGAGGUACUUGGUGGUGAAUUCCCCAAUUGGAAUUUAGAUCCAACUGACCCGAGCAUCAACUUGGCAGCCCUUGGGGAAGUUGAUUAUGAAUUGUUGUUGAAGAUCCAGAUAAAUAUCCUCAAGGUCUCAAUUGUGCUUAUCAACAACUUUUACUCCAAUUUUGCAACUGACUUGACCAAUAAGGCGAUCCUCAUCAAAUUGCUCAAGCUUUUCAGCAAUGAAAUAUUGCAAUGGUACAACUCCAAUAAAAUUGACUCUAAACUUGAGCGAUCUUUCGAAAGCUUGGUCAAUUACUACAAGAAGUUGAAAAAAUUGUUUGUUAAGAAGACAUACCGUCCGAUUGAAAUUCUGAAGUUUGACGAGUAUUUGAUCAACGAAUUCAAAUUUGGCAACUCCUUACAUGAGGUGCCAAUGAAUCGCAAUUUGCCCGGUCACAAAAAUGUGAAUAAAAUCGAAAAGUUUUUGCACAAGUUCAACAAGCUUUUGACUGUAUUUUACAAAGGUAUAAGGGCCGAAGACUGGGUUCGUGUAUUCAAAGCUAUCGAAAUUGAGUUUGAAAAUAAUAAUCUUAUGGAGUAUAACCUUCAAAGACCCACUACGCACGACGAUAGCCUACAGAUUUCCAACAUCUUUUCCUAUUUUGAGUCGUUAACUGAUCCGGUUGAUAAACAAUUGGUGCUCAAAAAGCUUCCUUUGGUUUUCCGGAAGCUUUUUAAAUUAUACUAUAAGUUCCGAAGCUACUUGGCGAUUCAAUUAACUGAUUUAAACAUAACAGUCGAAGAACGUCUAGAUAGAAUGAAGACCUUGUUAAUCAUGGUAAAGCUCACGAAGUUGAAAAUGGAAAAUAAUCAGUUUGUGUUUGAAGGCAAUGAGGGAUCUAUCCCUUCGUGCAUUGAGUCUGCAAUCACUAACGUUAUUUAUUCACCUGAAAGUCGGCUUUUCACAAACUUAUGGAUCAAAGCGUCUAUGGCUCUCAAUGGUGAUGGCUAUACUUCGAAUUUCGGUGACCUUGAUCUGCUUUUGCCAAGGCAAUUGACCAGUUCGGAUCUAAUAAUUGCACAUGAGCCCCUACUUCCAUGCUUUGGUUGGAUUAUCGAGAAUUUGAUGGCCAUCAACAAGUGCCCAACGUAUUACAAAAACUGCAUUAACAUCAACAAGAGAUACCUCAUUUACAAAUUAAUCAAGGAAUUAAGCGUUGAGGACUUCGAGAGUGGGGACGGCUAUACAGUCAGCUAUCAUGAUACGCGAGAAUUUGAAUUUCUUCUUAAAUUGGAUGAAUCAUUGGUCAAUAUUCAAAGUCUCAAGGAGUUCACCUUUUUGGAGAAAGAUCGCAUCAAGAUUUUUAGAACUGUUCUUGAAAGCCAACGCUCAAUUUUGGUGUCUGACAACAAGAAGAAGCAUAUGUUAGAGCCCAAGAAGGAGAGUAACCCCAUGCAUAAUGUUUCGGGAUUGACCAAAAAAACAUCUAACACGAGUCUUCGAAGACAGUCGUUGGCGUAUAAGUCCAAUUCGGCUUCGCGUUUCAAGAUCAGUGGCUUAUUUAGUAAGAGCAGGCCCUUUUCUAUGUCUGCCUCUAGCAGCUCUGACAAAGUUGUUGACUACUACGAACUUCCAGAUCCAAAAUCUACCGUUGAUGGCAAGCAGAAACCUAUUGCAGUUAUCGCUUUGAAGAACAAAAAGAUUUUCCCGGUUUAUCUCUUACCUUUAUGUUUCAAAAUUGAUUCCGAUUCCUCAAGCGAUGAAUACCUUUUUCAAGCGCCAAACGAGGUUGAAUUGAACAAAUGGCUCAUCAAAUUGAAUUAUUCAAACAGACAUUGGUUUCUCUCGAGAGCUUUGAACCUAAAAGGUAGCCCUUCGAUAGUAUUCGGUGUGCCAAUUAACAUAGUCUGCAACAGGGAGGGCACCUACGUGCCAAACUUUUUGACAAAGAUCUUUGCGGAGGUAGAGCAAGAAGGUUCAAAGGAUGUUGGCAUUUAUAGAAUCAGUUCUUCAGUGAGCGAAUUAAAUGCCCUUCGCUCCAUGAUUGACAAGACAGGCACUGUUGACUUCAGUGAGCGGGCUUAUGAUGUUCAUGCGUUGACGAGUUGCGUCAAGCUCUAUUUCCGUGAACUUCCCGAUGCGUUAAUUUCAGAUGAAGUGAUAUCAGCAGUAUUUGAACUUAAGCAGAAUGGCUCAGAACCUGACAGGGAUCUUGGACAAUUCAGAGAGGUCAUAAGGCUUUUACCUCCAAUUAACUACAACACUUUAAAAGCACUCUUGCGCCAUUUGAAUGUUGUUUGUCUGUUCAGUGACACUAACAAGAUGACGGCGUCAAAUUUGGCUACGGUCAUCGGGCCAGCAUUGACGGAGGCAAGUUCAAUGGACUCGUUGAUCAAUAAUUUCGGAUAUAUCAACUUGGUGGUUGAGAAGUUAAUUACUAAUUAUGAACAAGUCUUUGGUGACGACUAA
Molecule: messenger RNA, 5376 nt
Organism: Meyerozyma guilliermondii ATCC 6260
Lineage: Eukaryota; Fungi; Ascomycota; Pichiomycetes; Serinales; Debaryomycetaceae
Gene: BEM2
Product: Bem2p
Exons: 1
Coding region: 1-5376 (1791 amino acids)
Biological process (GO): positive regulation of GTPase activity; small GTPase-mediated signal transduction
Cellular component (GO): membrane
Molecular function (GO): GTPase activator activity; guanyl-nucleotide exchange factor activity
Source: RefSeq, a predicted model, not a curated record